GUAAGUGACUGCUAUACUGACGGCUUCCGGUGAGUGCCACUUAUCAACCAACAAGUAAAUAUGGCAAUGCUAUGUCGUGGUCUUCACAUACCUUCCCCAAUUCAGGCUUUAACAGAAUCUACGCCUCUGCCUUGGUUAAUUUCAUUCCGAAGCAAGUUCACCAAAGCACGGAUCCCACAAGAGAUUCUGGACGAGCGGUCUCAAGAGCAUGAGAAGUAUGGUGGAAACCAGGAGCAGCCCCAUAAGCUGCACGUGGUGACGCGGGUCAAGAGCACCAUGCGCCGGCCCUACUGGGAGAAGAAGCUAGUGGAGGGACUCUGCUUGCAGAAGGCGUAUGUACCUGUAAUUCACAAGAACAUCCCUUCAGUCAACAACCAGCUGAAAUUCAUCAAGCAUCUUGUGAGGAUCCAGCCACUGAAGCUUCCCCAUGGUCUCCCUGCUGAGGAAGACAUGGCCGACACCUACCUGAACAGCAAAGGAGAGCUGAUCGUACGACGCCUCCUCAAACCUGUAGGGUCCAAAGCCAUCGAGUCAUAGCCAGCACUACUCUAUACUCAAGCCAUUUUGUCAGUGGUCCUGUUUGAAUACUGAAAAUGCAUCCUCCCUUCCUCAAAGUAAUCACUGACAUGACUGGAUUGGCUGUGUAGUGGAUCACAUGCUUUCACCUAUCCAAUCUGUAUAGAACACAAAUGAAUGUUUUUACAGUCUGGCCUACCAGAAAUCAGCUGUGAUUCAAAUUACUGUAUUAGUGAAAUCCCUGUACCGGUGUUCAUUCUAGACCUGGACUGAGAAACACUUCUAUAGCUCACCCCUUUGUAUUAUAUUUCAAAUAAAAACAUAACAUUAACAUGUAUAAUAUGUUAAUGUGUAUAAAAUAAUACAUCCAUGCAAUCGAGGAAGUCAGAGGAAAAUAAUGUGCCAGUGGUGAUCAGCUUAUUUUAAGAUCAAGCCCAUUUUUAUAGAAAAACUCAAACCUGUGCUACCAAUCACACUGACGACACAAAGGAGGUGGCUGUGGAAUGCAGCUGACCUUGGCACUUGGUUGUUGCUCAUGAAAAGCUGGAUUGAAGUUUUCCCCCACAAAUCGUGUCGACAAAUGACAUGGAUCGAUGUUAAUUUAGCUAGCUAUAGUGUUAGCGAGGAUGAUUCGUUAAAUGGUAACAGCAUCAGGUCUCAGAGUUUCAUUGAUUCCAAUUGAAGUCCAGAACUGGAGUCAGUCAGGGCAGAAAGAGUUAAUUGGCUCAGAUAGGUAUCCUUUUAUUUGCAGGUUGGAAAUAAACAACCAAAAAGCACUUGAA
Molecule: messenger RNA, 1298 nt
Organism: Salvelinus namaycush (lake trout)
Lineage: Eukaryota; Metazoa; Chordata; Actinopteri; Salmoniformes; Salmonidae
Gene: mrpl30
Product: mitochondrial ribosomal protein L30
Exons: 6
Coding region: 61-537 (158 amino acids)
Biological process (GO): translation
Cellular component (GO): mitochondrion; large ribosomal subunit
Molecular function (GO): structural constituent of ribosome
Source: RefSeq, a predicted model, not a curated record